AUGGCUACUUCUCUGUCAGCCGAAUUUCGCGACAAGGGAGCCCUUAACCUCCCCUCCGUUUCUGCUAAUUUUGAAAAGCCACAAAAGCCACAAACCAUAAAUAAUCCAACUCGGUCUUCCCCUUCACCAGGCAACGGCGCGGCGAAUACUGCAAGCCCUAGCGUGUCUGGAAACGCUAGGAUUUCUUAUGCGAACGCCACUGUGAAGCGACCUGUUAAGCGGCCGGAUUUAGCAGCCCAUGUGUUUCACGAUUUGCGUCCAACGAAGGAGGGAGAUCAAUUCUCCCUGAAAAUUCCAAAGGCUUUAUAUCUUGAGGAGGUUAAAUCUUCUGAGCACGCGUUGACAGGACGUCUCCUGCUGGGGAAAGGCGAUAAGCCACGUUCAACUAUGGAAUUGAAGUCGGAACUUCAACAACUUUGGGGUAUAGUUUCUGCUUGGCAAUUGAUUCCGUUGGGAAAGGGCUAUUAUACACUCCGAUUUACUACGGCGACUGAUAAACCUAUAGCGAAGGAGAAGGCGAUCUGGGAACUCUCGAAGGGAAAUCUUCGGCUCCGGGAGUGGACUUGCAAUUUUGAUCCGUUCAAGGAAAACUCUCCUUUGGCUAACGUGUGGGUCAGAAUUCAUUACCUUCCAAUCGAGUACUGGAAUCCACAAAUUAUCUCUGGCAUUGGACGUUUCUUGGGCCACCCCUUGAAGAUCGAUGGUGCGUCGGCAGGAAGAGAUUUUGGACAGUUCUCCCGCAUUCUUGUUGAAAUAGAUAUGUCUCUUCCUCUCCCUAAUACUAUGCUUAUUGAUAUGGAUGAGUUCUCAUUUCAUGUGGAAUUUGUUUUCGAAAAUCUUCCCCUUUAUUGUGGUCGUUGCAAGAUUACGGGACAUUCUCCCAAUUGA
Salvia miltiorrhiza (redroot sage) is the source of this 888-nucleotide messenger RNA. RefSeq lists its product as uncharacterized. The record is from RefSeq and is a predicted model, not a curated record. NCBI's taxonomy places the organism in Eukaryota, Viridiplantae, Streptophyta, Magnoliopsida, Lamiales, Lamiaceae. The transcript has a single exon. The coding region runs from base 1 to 888 and encodes 295 amino acids.